Molecule: messenger RNA, 3900 nt
Organism: Brugia pahangi
Lineage: Eukaryota; Metazoa; Nematoda; Chromadorea; Rhabditida; Onchocercidae
Source: the annotation of a GenBank genome assembly
AUGAAUGGUAGCAUGGAAGUUCAACAAACGAAGAAUGUAGAAGUGAAAAGUCUCGUAUAUCGGAUUAUAAACGAUAAAAAGAGUUACUCCAAAGAUGAGCGCAUUGCUGCAUGCGAACAACUUCAGCAAGCUUUUACACUUGCUAGUGAUGUUUCUAAUAUUGGAUGUGACUGGAAGAAACUAAUGGAAGAUUUGUUGUACUGCAUUAAAACUCGGCAACAGUUCGAAGUGAAACGCUGUGUUUCUGAUUGCCUUGGAUCUUUGGGUUGUAUCAUGUUUUCGCAAUAUAAUGAAUAUCUAAAAGUGAUGCUGGGUGAAGCGAAGCUUAUUCCCGACAGAUAUGAAGAUGACAAAGCGCUGGUAUUGAAAGCUAUCUUUUCGUCAUUGAAUUUAAUUGGAACUUUUGCAUGGCAGUCUCGUAUCAAGCCUCAGGAUGUCGAUGCACUUAUGACUGCAGUAAAGAACUGGCUUGAAGUGAACGAUUCCUCCAUCGUUCUUAUAUCAUUGUUGGAUACCUGUUUAGCAGUCUCUAAAUACUUUCCUGCAAUCUUUAAGCAUAGCUUUGAUGAUGUAGUCGAUUUUACUGUGGGUUGGUAUAUCGAACCAGAACAACCGAUUGCAGUGUUAGAUAAAUGUCAUCAGAUGCUUGUUGAACUACGCCCCUACUGGUACAGUGCUGUACCGGCUGCAAUAACGCUUAUGAAACAGUUUCUUGAUGAUGCGAGUGCUUAUAUUGAGGAUAUCAGGGUGAAUGAGUCGACACCAGAAAAUAUGCUCGCAAAAACGGCCGCCAUCUUGCGGGCUUUGUCAACUAUGCUUGAAGUAAUGAAUACUCCUGUCAGCCCACUUGUAAUAGAUUUUACUGAAAAGGUUUUUGGACGCAUCAUUCGAUUGUUGACUCAUCUUAGCGAUGUUUUUGCUGCCAAAAUUGGAACUGUGUUUGGACACAUGGCUGAAGUUCUUUAUGUAGCAUUAAAAGCGUACCCGAAACUUGAUUUUUUGAUUAAUUCGAUGAAAGCUUUAAAAAUAAUGUUUGAACACCCGUCCGUAGACGAAAAAUCGAUGCUAAAGAUACUUGGAUGCAGUGGAAAGAUUAUUGAUAAUAUAACUCCUGAAAUGGUUGUGGAAAUUGUGGAUUAUAUUGUCGGUGAUGGUGGACCUUUGAACCAUGUUAUUAUAAGGUCGCAGAGAGUUAUGCAAGCAUAUGGCAAUGUUUUAGGAAAGCUUUUAGCACCAAAAAAUUUGUCGACGCUCCAAGUAGUUUAUAAUCGAGUUCGAGAAGAUGUUCGAAAUUGUUUAAAUAUACUGCAAGCAACUGAAAUAGAGGCAUAUUCCAGCAAUAAUGUAGUGACAGAAAAAAAGCUAAUGAUAUAUUUCAAUGCUCUUUACAGUCUUGGAAUUGUUAAAAAUUCACUUAUUGCUAUGGUGGGUCUUUCACCAAGUCUCUUUACAUUUCUAAUGACGGAAACGCCAAUCACCACGAAACAGUUUAUCAUUAAUCAUCCUGGAUGCCAUUAUGCUCUGCUUUACAUUGUAAAAGCGCAUAGUGAAAAACAUGAAAAUUUUGUUGCUAAUAGCAAUUUGCUAAUUGAUAAAAACAGUUUAACACUUGUUACCGAACCAGCAACAGCAAAACAUACUACCACGAUACUAAAUACAGUAACGAAACUGCUUGUCCUUGAUGAUUUAUUGUGGACAGAUACAAGAAAUCUACUUGUUGAUUGGAUUCAUGGCUUAGUUUUCUCGCUUACACAAGAUGUUCUACAACAUAUACUUAAUAAACCAGAAACGAUCGAAAUGAGGGCAGCAUUGCUGGAUUCAUUCGUGAGACAUUCACUGCCAAAGAAAACAUCGCUGGAUAACAAAAUUUUUAGUAAUCCAGAAGCUUUUGUUGUUCAUUGGUGUGCGGCAACAACAAGUCAUCGAGUUAGACAUUUUACCUUACUUCGACGAUUGGCCGUUUUUAACUUGAUUAAGAACGAAAAACCUGAAGUGACAGCAAAGUUCGUUAGACAUAUCUUUGAACAGUGUCAUUCGGGUUGUCAGAAUAAAAUAACUGGUAUAUGGCAAGCUACUCCUCCAGUACUUUUCAUCAGGAACGGAUUGACGGAGUGUGUGCAGGAUUUAAUGGAAUUUGGACAACAGAAAAUAUCCGAAAGUUUGUUCACAUCAGAACAUUUCAAGAUUUUUGCUGACUUUUUGCUGAAUUCGGUUCUCCCCACAUACUGCUUUAACAACAUCGAUGAUGGAUAUUGGAUAUCAGAUACGGCCGCAACUAUUUAUGCAGGUGCCAUGGGUGACAUCAAUACGAAUAUUGAUUGUAUAUCUAAGUGGAGGUGGAUAAUUGCACAAAUGGCCCAAUUUUGUGUAAAUAAUCGCUUUAAAACACCACUUGGCAAACCGCUGGAUACUUUUCUUGCUUUUGAAAACGAAAUACGACGAUUAGCUGGUAAUGCUCUUUCACGAAAACCACUACCUAUUAGCAAAAGCGCUAAAGAUGAAGUAGUACAGAAAACGGUUGCGGUAAGUAGAAGAGGUGCUGUUGAGGAUGAAGAUGAAGCAGAGAUGGAGAUUGAACGUGAAGCACGUCAGCUAACAACUUCGGAGCAGUGGUGGCGUGUUCGUACCUUGUUGGAUAUGAUUGAAGUAUUGGACAAAUUGAUAGUUUACGCAUGUCAUGGGGCUAUAUUUCAGUUAUCUACGGUUUCACAAUUAUCGCAGCAGUUUCUUACGACAAAUCAAGCCAGCUGUGCGAAUUGGCUUUCACGCCUAUGUCUGCCGAUGAUGGCUGUUGCUUAUACAAGUAGCAACUUUGCUCAAGUCGUACGUUUAGGAGGUUGCUUGUUGAGAGACAUUGGAAAACGGACUGAGGAGAAAGGAAGUAAGGAUAACAUUGAUGAAAAAGGUGAAAUAAAUUCCGUUGCUCACACAUGUAUUACAUGGAUGGUAAAAGCACUGAUCGAUUUGGGUCGUCCUCAAUCAAUAUUGGGUCUACAUGCUUGGGUAAAGAACAUUUAUGGUAAACAGUAUGUGUGGAUAAAAUGCGCAGCUCAUAUGGCUGCUGGAAGGAUCGAGUUUGCUUUGAAUGGUUUGCAAGAAUGUCUGCGUAAUGAGAAUUCAUCCGAAAAUAUACAAAAAACUAUACGACAGCUAAUCAUAUUUGGCCUAGAAGUUCUUCGGAAUUCGGAAGAAAUUGAUUUAUUUUGGCGAACGUUGUACGGUGUUCUGGAUUCCAAACCAGAUGAAAUCCCGGAUGGUUUCGAAGAGCUUACAUGGAAGAGGAUGAAAUCACUGACAACGUUUGAUAAUUGUUUAAAGGAUGAAUCAGUAAUGUCAGUGCCAUGGGACAUCCGAAACAGCUUCAUUCACACAGAAUUGAAAUUGAUGGAGAUAGUUCACGAUUAUUCCAGAGAUUCUAAAGACAACAAAACUGAUGUUGUUGAUUUGACGCGACAGCUGAGUGAGGAUGCGAGAAUUUUGCUGUUAGCGGAUACUGGUUUGCAGAUCUUUACACGUGCGAGCGCAUUGCAUUUAUUGGCUACUGCUGUGAAGGAUAGUCGAAAACCUUAUCAUAAACAAUCAGUUAUUGCCAAUGUGGUCGAUCCAUCGUUCCUUUUCGACUGGAAGAAUGGGUCACCAAUACAGCGUCUUGCUCUAGGUCAACAAUUAAGUACCUGGUUACAGUAUACACAAAAUAGAGAGAAUGGUGGAUCUUCAUCACUUCGAAUAAUUUCCAACGAAGCAGCUUAUCACCUCGAAAUGACGAGACUAGCUCGAAAGACAAAAAAUUAUCGAUUGGCAGAAAAGCAUAUCAAAAUACAUUACAAUAAACGCCUUCCAACACUUGACAGCUUCCAACUAAGUAUUUUGCGUGUAAGCGAUGAUUCUUUUGAUGAGUAG